UUGGCUAAACUAAACAUUCAAAAUAUGGCAACUCGAAGAGCAAGAUGCACUCAGUGUGGAAGGCCUAUGCUAGUGCCACUACAAGCCUAUACCAUUUCCACUAUGUGUUUUGGGUGCCAAGGCUUAUUAACCCCAGUUCGUCCUAAUUAUCCUUUUGUCAAUAAUGCACCUCCCUUCAUUAACUAUGCUGGCUAUGGUAGACCUCACCAAUUCUAUUAUCCUCAGUCUUGGCCACUGAGGGCACCACCACCACCUCCUCCUUCUGCAUAUGGUAACAAGAGGGCUGUGUUAUUUGGCAUUACUUAUGGCAAUCGGGUUAACAAGAUUAAAGGUUCCGUGAAUGAUGUUCAGUGCAUGAAAUACUUCUUGAUUGAAAAGUUGGGUUUCUCUAGUGAUUCAAUUCGCAUGCUCACAGAUGAUCCAGUGGAGAAAAACCCACUGAGAAUCCCAACAAAACAUAACAUGAGAAUGGCAAUGAGGUGGUUGGUUGAGGGUUGCCAACGAGGGGACUCAUUGGUGUUUCAUUUCUCUGGACAUGGAUCAAGGGAAGCAGACCUUAACAUGGAUGAGCUUGAUGGGUAUGAUGAAGCAAUAUGCCCUGUUGAUUAUGAGCAUGAGGGGAAGAUACUCGACGAUGAAAUCAAUGCUACAAUCAUUAGGCCUCUUCCUCAUGGUGCCAAACUUCAUGCCCUUUUUGAUACAUGCUUUAGUGGGACAGUUCUUGAUUUACCAUUUAUGUGCAGGAUGAACAGAAAAGGUUAUUAUGGAUGGGAGGAUCACAGAAACCCCAGAGCUGGUUACAAAGGCACUGGAGGAGGAUUAGCAGUUUGUAUUUCAGCUUGUGAUGAUGAUGGAAAUGCAGCAGACACAUCGGCCUUUAGUGGCAUGGAAAGUGCUGGCGCCUUGACUUACAGUUUCAUCCAAGCCAUGCAAGAUGAACCUAAAUUGAUCACUUAUGGCCGCUUGCUAAGUGCCAUGCGCUCUACAAUACGUGGGGCUAAAGAAGGAACUUUUGGCCUAAACAAUCAAGAGCUUGCCAUGGAAACUAGGCAGCAGUAUGCUCAUGAGCCACAACUGUCCUCUUCUGAGAAGUUUGAUAUUUAUUCAAAAUCGAUUGCAAUGUGACACAUAACUAGUAGUAGCACUGAAAACGAGGAACAGGUAAGGUUAGUCUUGUUGGCAGAAAAAAAAAAUUAUGUCAAGUUGGUAAGAGAUAAAUUAAGUGUUAUUGGAGAGGGUUUGGCUUCUAACUACUGCUUCAAUGUGCUAGCCAACCACUAGUUGUUCCUCAAUAUAACAAUAAACUCUCAUGUAUCAAGCCCUACAAGUAAUAAAAGU
Messenger RNA from Gastrolobium bilobum, 1338 nucleotides. Its product is annotated as metacaspase-1-like. The transcript has 5 exons. NCBI's taxonomy places the organism in Eukaryota, Viridiplantae, Streptophyta, Magnoliopsida, Fabales, Fabaceae. Gene Ontology annotation, biological process: proteolysis. Gene Ontology annotation, molecular function: cysteine-type endopeptidase activity. The record is from RefSeq and is a predicted model, not a curated record. Bases 25 to 1125 code for a protein of 366 amino acids.